Tauraco erythrolophus (red-crested turaco) is the source of this 721-nucleotide messenger RNA. The record is from RefSeq and is a predicted model, not a curated record. NCBI's taxonomy places the organism in Eukaryota, Metazoa, Chordata, Aves, Musophagiformes, Musophagidae.
AUGAAUGCUAUCUCUGAACGGCACCGGACCAUGUUGUUCUCCUGCCCUAGGUGGGAGCUAGACUGUAAUUUCUCUCUAACAGCGGUUCUCUCCCUUCCCUUCCUGCAGACAUGCCUGGAGUUGGAGCGAUACCUUCAGACUGAGCCGCGGAAGAUCUCUGAGACCUUUGGUGAGGAUUUGGACUGCUUCCUUCAUGCCUCCUCAUCCUCAGAUGCAGAGGACAAUAUCCGACGGCUGGACCCCAUCCUUUUACCUGUGGAGACGAGUACCUGUGACAAAAGCGCCAACAUGGACAUUAUCCUCUCACGGGACAAGCUGCUGUCUGAGACAUGCCUCAGCUUGCAGUCCACCAGCUCUUCCACAGAAGGCUACACAGCCGUCAACCAGGCGCAACUCAAUGCAGUAACCUCAUUAACGCCCCCUUCCUCUCCAGAGCUCAGCCGCCACCUCGUAAAAACCUCACAGACUCUCUCAGCAGUGGAUGGCACGGUGACGUUGAAAUUGGUGGCCAAGAAAACUUCACUCAGCUCUGUGAAAGUGGGUGUAGCAACAGCGACCACAGGGACGAUAAAAAGUGGGCAAAGUGACAGUGAACAAGGAGGUACAGGGGCAGAAGCAUCCCCGGAAAACAAGAAGAGGGUUCAUCGCUGUCAAUUUAAUGGGUGCCGGAAGGUUUAUACAAAGAGCUCCCACUUAAAGGCUCACCAGAGGACUCAUACAG